Erinaceus europaeus (western European hedgehog) is the source of this 4505-nucleotide messenger RNA. RefSeq names its product vitamin D receptor (gene VDR). Gene Ontology annotation, biological process: positive regulation of transcription by RNA polymerase II; multicellular organism development; negative regulation of transcription by RNA polymerase II. Lineage: Eukaryota; Metazoa; Chordata; Mammalia; Eulipotyphla; Erinaceidae. The record is from RefSeq and is a predicted model, not a curated record. The transcript has 10 exons. Gene Ontology annotation, molecular function: nuclear receptor activity; zinc ion binding; vitamin D response element binding. Gene Ontology annotation, cellular component: nucleus. The coding region runs from base 156 to 1439 and encodes 427 amino acids.
UGUCUCUGCUUGUCAAAAAGCAGCAGCCGAGCCCCAGGCGCCGGGAGCGCAGAGCAGCGUGCCCACCCGCCGGACCAGAGUCCCUUGGGACUGAGUCCUCACAGAAGGGCAGCCCAGGGUUCGACGCUUCUGCCCACGUGCUCCUUCCUUCAGGGAUGGAGGCCAUGGCGGCCAGCACUUCCCUGCCCGACCCUGGUGACUUUGACCGGAAUGUGCCCCGGAUCUGCGGAGUGUGUGGAGACAGGGCCACGGGCUUUCACUUUAACGCCAUGACCUGCGAGGGCUGCAAAGGCUUCUUCAGGAGAAGCAUGAAGAGGAAGGCACUGUUCACCUGUCCCUUCAGUGGAGACUGUCGCAUCACCAAGGACAACCGGCGCCACUGCCAGGCCUGCCGGCUCAAGCGCUGUGUGGACAUCGGCAUGAUGAAGGAGUUCAUCCUGACAGAUGAGGAGGUGCAGCGGAAGCGGGAGAUGAUCCUGAAGCGGAAGGAGGAGGAGGCCUUGAAGGACAGCCUGCGGCCCAGGCUGUCGGAGGAGCAGCAACGCAUCAUCGCCAUCCUGCUGGAGGCGCACCACAAGACCUACGACCCCACCUACGCCGACUUCACCCAGUUCCGGCCUCCAGUUCGAAGGGACGAGGGUGGCGGGAGCCAGCUGUCAGGGCUCUGCUCCAGACACACGCCCAGUUUCUCUGGAGACUCAUCUUCGUCCUGCUCAGACCACUACACCACCUCUCCUGACAUGACAGAGCAGACCAGCUUCUCCAAUCUGGACUUGAGUGAAGAAGACUCAGAUGACCCUUCUGUUACCUUGGACCUGUCCCAGCUCUCCAUGCUGCCCCACCUGGCUGACCUGGUUAGUUACAGCAUCCAGAAAGUCAUCGGCUUUGCCAAGAUGAUCCCAGGCUUCCGAGACCUCACCUCUGACGAUCAGAUCGUGCUGUUGAAGUCAAGUGCCAUUGAGGUCAUCAUGCUACGCUCCAACCAGUCCUUCACUAUGGACGAUAUGUCCUGGACCUGCGGCAGCCCAGACUACAAGUACAGUAUCAGUGACGUGACCAAAGCCGGUCACAACCUGGAGCUGAUCGAGCCCCUCGUCAAGUUCCAGGUGGGGCUGAAGAAGCUGAACUUGCACGAGGAGGAGCAUGUCCUGCUCAUGGCCAUCUGCAUUGUCUCUCCAGACCGUCCCGGGGUUCGGGACGCGGCAUUGAUCGAAGCCAUCCAGGACCGCCUGUCCAACACCCUGCAGACCUACAUCCGCUGCCGCCACCCGCCCCCGGGCAGCCACCAGCUCUACGCCAAGAUGAUCCAGAAGCUGGCCGACCUGCGCAGCCUCAACGAGGAGCACUCCAAGCAGUACCGCUGCCUCUCCUUCCAGCCCGAAUGCAGCAUGAAGCUCACUCCCCUUGUCCUCGAGGUGUUCGGAAAUGAGAUCUCCUGACUGACUCCGGCAGCUGACAGUGGUGCCUGGGAAGGGCCCCCAAGGCCUUCCCACCCCUCUGGAGUUGAGCCUCUCCCUCCCCACCUCCUCAUGCUGCCCGGCCCACCUCCUCUCCCGCCCAGGUCCCUCUCUCUCCCUGGGACCAGAGACUGUCCCCACCCACUCCUGAGACAUCAGGCAUGAGGAGUUGCUGUUGAUUUGACGAGGGAAUUCGGUGGGGGCAGAGGGCCGCAGCUGACAGUGGGGCCUCACCUGGGGAUGUCCCCCACCACUUCAGACAUGGCUGCUGGCUGGUGCAGAGGGAACAGGCUGUCAGGGGAACACACCCAUUCCUCAGGGACAAAGAUUUUUGUACCUCCCACCACCCCACUGCAGGCCCACCUGGCCAGAGCCUGAUGGGGACUGCCCUCCCCCCUCCCCCACCCCACUGCCAUCAACAACUGAACCCCAACCCCAGCUCAUCCUGCUGCCAUCCUGCACCCAUCCACAUCGGGACAUCAUGGGAUGGGCCCUCUCCUCACUGGGCCGUCUGGGGCACUCACUGUCCAGGGGGACCCAGACCAAGGUGACAAAGGUCGCACUCCCCCUACACACACACACACACUACACAUUCACUCCCCACCUCUGCUGGUCCCAGGGCUCUCAUCUAACCUUUCAAUGCCCACUUCAUCCCAUUGGUAACAUCUUCCCAGAAAGAGCAGUGGUUUUCUCCCCAAGUGGCGCCCUGGCCCGGAGGCUGCCUGCCAAGUGGCUCCAGGAGGGAAGUGAGCAAGAGGCCUUGCGUGGCUGAGGGAGAGAGAGGAGCCUGGGAUGACAGGAGAGGACUGACUGGGUGGUGACCCUUGGUCUCUCCCUCCGGAUUUAAGUGUUGGUCAAAGCAGGGACUCUCAGUGAUCCACAUGGAGGACUGAGUCCCCAGGUGGCAGAGACUGUGGGGGCGCUGCCCUCACCCUCACACACCUCAUCCUGCCAGUGCCUUAUGUCCACCCAGCAGAGAGAAACUGCCCACCCUGAUGCUCACCCCACAAUGGCCAAACCCAGAGCUGGGCCCCUCUGCCCACCACCCCACAGACAGACAAAUAGUGCUCUGCUGCCCAGGUGGGGAUGGCAGGGGAGGGGGUGGAGAGCUUUCCUAAUCCACAACUCAGCUCAGUGCCCCCUACACACACACACACACACACACACACACACACACACACACACACACACACCACACGUCACCCUCCUAGUUUUUGAUCCCAGAUUGUCAUUCCCUGGAGACCCAGGAGCCAGAUGAUCCUGGUGCUCCUUGGGCUGCAAGUGGAGGGGCAGCAGGCCAGGCUUUAAGGGUGGGGAUGGGGGUUGGGGGCUGGUCCUUCUUAUCCCCACUACCCAGAGGCUCAAGGGGUCUGCUUAGACUCAGUGUCCCCACCCCCCACCCCCCAGACAUGGGGACUCAUUUGUAGAGAGGAUUAGCUGAUGCAGAGAGAGAGGAAAGCCUGGCUCUCUCGCCUCAACUUGAGGCCACCUGAAAGACCAAUCCAGUUUCAGGGUGGGGGUUGAGACCACAGGACCCCAGAUGUUCUGUCCCCACUAACCUUCCUCCCCUAAAACAGAGCUGAUGCUCAGUGAGAGCACGUAGUAGGUGCAUGGGGCCAGGGGCCAGAUCAGUGGGGAGUCGUGAAGCCUCUGCCAGCAGUACCCCUGGCCACCCUCACACAGAAGCUCACAUUCCCAAGCUAGGAGGUGUUUUCAGAACCAGAUCCCACCUUGUAUUACAUUCCAGCACAGUGGUAAACAGGUGAGAGUCAUCUGGGAGGAGUACUCCUACACUGUGAACAUUCUAGAUUUUAAUGCUCAUGGUCGUUGCUGUCUUGUGAAUGAGGACGAGACCUUUGUUAUUUAAUUUGAGCUGCAGAACGCAUUGGUCUGCUUGCUAUGCCGAGUAGGGGGAAACUAGUUCAUCCCCCACCCCCACCCCAUUAAAGAAAAUAGGUGUAGAAGUAAGUGUGACUCCCCCAAGCUCACAGAACCAGUUAGGGGUAGCACCGAACUGGGCCCAGGCUCAGCCCUGGCAGCUUGGAGCUCUUCACUACACCUUACUUGAGCUCAGACCUCAGUCCCCAUUUCUCCAGUAGCUGACUUUGCAGCCCCUUGGGGGAAGCCCUGGCUAUAGAUAUGCUAGAUCCCUAACCCCAUCCUCCCUCCCCUGGUGGUCACCCUGCUGACCUGUGAGGAGGAUUCAGGACACCUCAGCCUGUGUUUCCGUGUGAAUCAGACCCCCCCCACACAUGUGGCCCUGGCCAGACAGGAGCUCUGCUCUGGCCCUGUAUGAUGCUGUUGCCUUAUCAAUAAAGAGCCUUUGUCUUUGUAAUGUCUCCACCUCCCCAACUCUCUUAUCUAUCUAUCUAUCUAUCUAUCUAUCUAUCUAUCUAUCUAUCUAUCUAUCUAUGUAUCUAUCUAUCUCUUUGGUCCUUCUCCAGAAAAUCUGUCUUGGGAUCUGCAACACCCAGCCCUCUUCCACAGGGAAGUCGAGAGGCGGGGAGGAAGGGGGGUGUGUUGAGGUUUCACAAGGCUGAGUUCAGAGAAACUAUUAUCUCUUUUGCUUUAGAAUGAGAGAGUGUAGUCCGAGAGAGAGUAGUCCAGCCUGUUAGAACACCAGAUUUGCGUGCCUGGGGCCCCGAGGUCCCAGUUCAACCCCCCAGGAACCACCAUAAGCUAGAGCUGAGCAGUGCUGUGGUCCCUGUCUCUCCUAAAACUAUUUGAUUAGAUACAUCUUUCAAGAAGAAAGAAUGUGAGACUGAAAGCAGACAUUUCUAUGACUGGUGCAGUGGAGGAAGCUGACUGAAUCAUGUGCCGCUGACAGAGGCUGGGUGGGUGGCAGGUCCAGUGAAGCUGGAGAAAAAGUAGCAGAAGAGACUUUAAAGAAUGCCUCCUGGCUGGUUUCCAAAGAGAAUGACCUUUGCCAGCUUAGCUGUCAAAUAAACCAAUGCAGAAAACUUUGCCUGAGGUCAUAAAAGUGUGUCGCCUACAUAGCACUUACUUUGUGUCAAGCAAUGCUGUAAAUAAAUGCUUUGUGCAAACCAG